Molecule: messenger RNA, 1821 nt
Organism: Melampsora larici-populina 98AG31
Lineage: Eukaryota; Fungi; Basidiomycota; Pucciniomycetes; Pucciniales; Melampsoraceae
Exons: 10
Coding region: 1-1821 (606 amino acids)
Biological process (GO): regulation of mRNA splicing, via spliceosome
Cellular component (GO): nucleus
Molecular function (GO): zinc ion binding; mRNA binding
Source: RefSeq, a predicted model, not a curated record
AUGUAUCCUGGUGUAACAGAUGUGAAUCGGUGCGUUUUCAUCGAUCGUACCAUUUGCCUCAAGACCUUUCGACUGAAUUUAAACAAACCACCUCUGUCGAUUCUCCUGAUUUUCGUCAAGUCCUCAUUGUCUUCGAUUAAACUUUCGUCUAGCGCGUCCAUCCACCUCGUACAAUAUUCACGCUACCCAGACAUGUGGCGCAAUGGCAAUAAAGUCACUGGCACUAACGAUGCACCCCUGGGUGCUCAACGCAGAUGGGGCGGUAGUUCCGAUUCGAGAGACUCCGGCGCUUUUGGUGGUCUAGGUGCACCCACUUCAUAUACUGCAGCACCAUUGUCCAAUCGUGAUGACGAGCCGCCACUGCCACCACCACCGCCUGCCACCAAUGCCCCCGAACCCCCACCUGCCGAGCGCAAACGAAAGAGCCGAUGGGGUGCCGAGACCGAGAAAGUCAGUGUGGCUGGACUCCCAGUCGCGAUUAAUGGAACAGUAGAUGCUGCCGAUCUGGAUCGAUACGCGGCCACUUUGCGAUUGGAGCAGGUCAAUGUAAAAUUGCGUAGCGGUGAUGUAGUACCUCCGGAGAGAGAACGAUCUCCGUCGCCUCCACCCACGUACGAUGGUCAGGGUCGUAGAACAAACACUCGUGAAUUUCGUUACAGGCGCAAACUGGAAGACGAGCGGACAAAAUUGAUAGAGCGCCUUAUCAAAAUCGAUCCCUCUUAUCGACCACCUGCAGACUUUGAAGCUCAAAAGAAGUUUGGUGGGAACAGAUCAGGUAGACCUUCAGAAAAAGUAUAUAUCCCUAUCAAAGAAUUUCCAGAAAUCAAGUUCUUCGGUUUACUGGUUGGACCUCGAGGUAAUAGUUUGAAGAAGAUGGAAGGCGAAAGUGGGGCUAAGAUUAGUAUCAGGGGAAGGGGAAGUGUUAAAGAGGGCAAAGGUCGUAAGGAAGAAUUUGCGGGUGAUGAUGACGAUGAGAUGCAUUGUUUGGUCACGGCUGAUACACAAGACAAAGUUGAUAAAUGCGUGAAACUAAUAAACAAGGUCAUCGAAACUGCUUGCUCCGUGCCCGAAAGUCAAAACGAACAAAAAUUGAACCAAUUACGGGAACUUGCCCAAUUAAAUGGAACCUUUAGGGAUUUUGAGAACCAGGUUAUGAAGCUCAUUCCUGAGGCAUCUAUACUGGGUAGAAUCUGUGGAGGCGCGGGUCACAUGGCGAGGGAUUGUACUCAACGACGUGGAUUCAAUGGUGGUCAAGCCGGCCCUAAUGGAGGCGUGGCGCAAGCUUUUGAUUCUGAGUACGCGUCUCUCAUGGCAGAGUUGGGCGAGACUUCGAAAGGUGCUUCAGGAGAAGACGGCUCUGGCGAGAAGUCAGAAACACCCAAACACCAACCCAAUUGGAAUGGCCCAACUUCAUCCAUGGAUAAUGGAAAUGAUACACCUGGACCGCCUUCUGCGAGCGUUCCCCCAUGGAGGAUAGCAUCAAACUGGCAUCCUCCUCAGCCGCCCCAGCAACAUCACAAUGCGGGCUAUGGCCAACGAAACAGUUACGGAUUCAAUGCUGGACAUCAUCACGGCCAAAACCAACACCACGGUCAUCAUGCUCAUCACAAUCCUCAUCAUCAACAUGGCAACCCGCACCAUCAUCCUCAGCACACGCCUCACCAAUACUCUCAAUCUCAACCCCACCAACCGCCUCAACACAUGCAACAAGCGUAUCAUCAAAACAUGCAGGCACCAGCUGCAACCCCCGACAGCAGCUUAGCGGCUUCGGCGCCCGCUUUUGUGCCACAAAGCAGUUACGCCGGAUAUUUUGCUCAAUGA